Aspergillus puulaauensis is the source of this 2085-nucleotide messenger RNA. Its product is annotated as putative acyl-CoA synthetase. Bases 1 to 2085 code for a protein of 694 amino acids. NCBI's taxonomy places the organism in Eukaryota, Fungi, Ascomycota, Eurotiomycetes, Eurotiales, Aspergillaceae. The transcript is spliced from 4 exons. The record is from RefSeq and is a predicted model, not a curated record.
AUGGCACACCCCCAACAAGCCAUCCACGCUACCUCACUGCAGGACCCGGAGGCCUUCUGGUCUCAUCAUGCCCGGCAGCUCCAUUGGCACCAGAAGCCAUCACGUGCAAUCAGCCGCUCGACCAAGACCGUCCCCAGCGGCGCCAGCCACGAGUCCUGGGCUUGGUUCCCUGACGGCGAAAUCUCCACUACCUAUAACUGUGUUGACCGUCACGUGCACAACGGAAAUGGCGAUAACGUUGCCAUUAUCUGGGACUCUCCGGUGACGGGGAAGAAAGAAAAGUAUACCUACCGGCAGCUAUUGGACGAGGUCGAAGUUUUGGCUGGUGUAUUGCAAGAGGAGGGAGUUCGUAGGGGCGAUGUGGUUAUUAUUUAUAUGCCUAUGAUACCGGCAGCAUUGAUCGGUGCCCUAGCUGUCGCUCGACUGGGGGCAAUCCAUGCGGCUGUCUUUGGAGGGUUUGCGGCCAAGUCGCUAGCGCAGCGCAUUGAGGCAGCGCGACCUCGGGCUAUUUUGACAGCAUCAUGCGGGAUUGAAGGAGCGAAGGGUCCCAUUCCAUACCGCCCGUUGGUGGAGGGCGCCAUUGAAGCGAGCAGCUUCAAGCCGGAGAAGGUCCUCAUCUGGCAACGUGACCAACUGCGAUGGAAUAACCCUCACAAGCUGGAUGGUCAGCGGAACUGGAACCGGCUUGUGAAGAGCGCGAGGAUGCGCGGCAUUCGUGCUGGGCCGGUCCCAGUAAAGAGCACGGAUGGUUUGUACAUCAUCUAUACCAGUGGUACCACUGGGCUACCCAAAGGAGUCGUUCGAGAAACAGGCGGCCAUGCAGUCGGGCUUAGUCUAUCGAUCAAAUAUCUGUUCGAUAUCCACGGACCCGGUGACGUCAUGUUCUGCGCUUCAGAUAUUGGCUGGGUAGUAGGACACUCAUACAUUCUAUACGCCCCAUUGCUGGUCGGUGCGACGACCAUAUUGUUCGAAGGCAAGCCAGUCGGCACCCCAGAUGCAGGGACAUUCUGGCGAGUUGUCGCAGAGCACAAGGCGAAUGUCCUUUUUACUGCACCCACGGCGCUUCGUGCUAUCCGCAAGGAAGACCCUGACAACAAAUACUUUGAAAAAGUAGCUGGAGACGGUAACCUCCGACACGUCCGGGCUCUAUUCCUCGCCGGGGAGCGGAGCGAGCCCAGUAUCGUGCGUGCUUAUCAAGAUCUCCUUACCAAGCACGCCGCUCCUGGGGCUCUCGUCGUAGACAAUUGGUGGUCGUCGGAGUCCGGAUCUCCUAUUUCUGGGCUAGCACUGCGAAGCGCGGUGGGACGAGUGUCACCACGGUCUGACGAGCAUAAUAUUGCACCUCUGGCAAUUCGCCCCGGGUCAGCGGGUCUACCAAUGCCAGGUUUCGACGUACGAGUUGUGGACGACGAGGGUAAUGAGGUUCCACAAGGGACGAUGGGCAACAUCGUGAUGGCAACGCCUUUGGCACCCACGGCAUUCACACGGCUAUUCAACGACGACGACCGAUUUUACAAAGGAUAUCUCAAACGGUUCGACGGUCGCUGGUUAGACACAGGAGAUGCCGGCAUGAUUGAUCAAGACGGGUAUAUCCACGUCAUGUCGCGGUCGGACGAUAUCAUCAACGUAGCAGCCCACCGAUUCAGCACAGGUUCCAUCGAACAAGCAAUCCUCUCGCACCCGGAAAUAGGCGAAGCCAGCGUUGUCGGGAUCCCCGAUCCAUUAAAAGGCCACCUCCCGUUUGCCUUUGUUACACUAAAGAAGCCACCCGGUGGCGACUUGCCGGCGCGACCAUCCGAAGAUCUCCUAAAAGGCGUGAAUGGGCUCGUCCGCGAACAAAUCGGCGCGAUUGCGUCGCUAGGCGGGAUAAUCCAGGGCCAAGGGAUGAUCCCGAAAACACGGAGUGGGAAAACACUACGAAGGGUCUUGAGAGAAUUGGUGGAGAACGGGGCGAAGGGAGAGUUUGACAGGGAAGUUGGCGUGCCGCCGACGGUGGAAGAUAAGGCAGUUGUGGAUGUUGCAAGGGAGAGGGUCCGGGAGUAUUUCCAGGGAAACCCUAAGGCGGGUGUUAGGGCGAAGUUGUAG